Molecule: messenger RNA, 1225 nt
Organism: Raphanus sativus (radish)
Lineage: Eukaryota; Viridiplantae; Streptophyta; Magnoliopsida; Brassicales; Brassicaceae
Product: caffeoylshikimate esterase
Exons: 8
Coding region: 143-1096 (317 amino acids)
Cellular component (GO): membrane
Molecular function (GO): lipase activity
Source: RefSeq, a predicted model, not a curated record
GUACAGUUCUCUGCUUUCAAAACUGCCCAAUAUAAACAGAGCCGUUCGGCAACUUCAUAUCACUUAUCAGUAUAAUUCCUUUGUCUCCUACAAAACUUAAACACAGAGAAAGUUAGAGACUUCGAUCAACCUCGUCUUGAAAAUGGCAAGUGAAACAGAUAACAUCACGUAUGAAGAGAGUUUCAUCAAGAAUCCUCGAGGAAUGAAACUAUUCACGUGCAAGUGGUUACCAGCAAAUCAAGAACCAAAGGCUUUAAUCUUCAUCUGCCAUGGAUAUGCAAUGGAAUGCAGCAUCACCAUGAAUAGUACUGCGAGGAGGCUUGUGAAGGCAGGGUUUGGAGUGUAUGGGAUGGAUUAUGAAGGACAUGGCAAGUCUGAUGGGCUUGGCGCUUAUGUUCCAAACUUUGACCAUCUCGUUGAUGACGUUUCUGCCCACUACACAUCGAUUUGCGAGAGAGAAAAGAAUAAAGGGAAGAUGAGGUUUCUGCUAGGAGAAUCAAUGGGCGGGGCAGUACUUUUGUUGUUACACAGAAAGAAGCCAGAGUUUUGGGAUGGGGCUGUCUUGGUUGCUCCAAUGUGUAAGAUUGCAGAAGAAAUGAAACCAAACCCUUUGGUUAUUUCGAUAUUGUCGAAACUAAGUGGGGUUAUACCCACGUGGAAAAUUAUCCCUGGCCAAGACAUCAUUGAGACUGCUUUUAAACAGCCAGAGAUCAGGAAGCAGGUUAGAGAGAACCCUUACUGCUACAAAGGACGUCCACGUUUGAAGACUGCUUAUGAGCUCUUGAGGGUUAGUACCGAUCUCGAGAAGAGACUUAAUGAGGUAACGUUACCGUUCAUGGUGUUGCAUGGAGAAGAUGAUAAAGUCACCGACAAAGCAGUGAGUAGAGAACUUUACGAGGUUGCGUCUAGUUCGGACAAGACUUUCAAGUUGUACCCUGGGAUGUGGCAUGGUUUACUCUAUGGUGAGACACCAGAGAACAUUGAGAUUGUUUUUGCUGACAUCAUCGGUUGGUUGGAUAAGAGAGCUUCUCAUAGAGCUGGAGGGUUUGAAUCCGAGCUUAAACGUGAAAAUGAUGCUUUCCAAGUGAAAGAGUAGGUGGUAGCAUUAUUUAUCAAUAUCAAAUAAAACAAUAGUCAAGUUCUGUUUUUUUAUCGCUCUGUUUUCUCUGCGUGUCUUUGUUGUAAAAUGAUAUUUGUAACUUAAAUUUAAAAUUAAAAUUUAAAA